Hevea brasiliensis (rubber tree) is the source of this 1318-nucleotide messenger RNA. RefSeq names its product transcription factor MYB60. Gene Ontology annotation, biological process: response to auxin. NCBI's taxonomy places the organism in Eukaryota, Viridiplantae, Streptophyta, Magnoliopsida, Malpighiales, Euphorbiaceae. The transcript has 3 exons. The coding region runs from base 96 to 1094 and encodes 332 amino acids. The record is from RefSeq and is a predicted model, not a curated record.
GAAAGGUCCAUAUAGCUAUAUCAAGCAGUCUGUUCAGAGAGGGAAUAUGAGCAAGUGAGAGAGAGACAGAGAGAGAGAGAGAGAGAGAGAGCGCCAUGGGAAGACCUCCUUGCUGUGAUAAAGUUGGCAUCAAGAAGGGUCCAUGGACACCUGAGGAGGACAUUAUUCUAGUUUCUUAUAUACAAGAACAUGGUCCAGGAAAUUGGAGAUCAGUUCCUACUAAUACUGGGUUGUUAAGAUGCAGCAAAAGUUGCAGGCUUAGAUGGACCAAUUACCUCAGACCAGGAAUUAAGAGAGGAAAUUUCACAUCUCAUGAAGAAGGGAUGAUAAUUCACUUGCAAGCUUUAUUGGGUAACAAAUGGGCAGCAAUAGCUUCAUAUCUUCCACAAAGAACAGAUAAUGAUAUAAAGAACUACUGGAACACCCACCUGAAGAAGAAGCUAAAGAAGUUCCAAUCAGCUAUGGACCAUCCAAUGGCACCACAAGACUCAACAACAACAACUAGCCAUCAGUUUGUGUCAAAGAGCUUCAGUGAUAGAUCAAGAAGCUUAAAUUUGAGCCCUAAUUCAUCAAAUCUAAGACUCGAUCAAACCUUCUCCAAUUAUGCAUCAAGCACUGAAAACAUUUCGCGGCUUCUUGAAGGCUGGAUGAGAUCAUCUCCAAAGCCUAAUAAUCAUGGCACUAAUGAUCUAUUUAAAGAGAAAUGGAACCAAAACAACUUGGAGAAUGCAGCAGGAAGCAUUGGCAAUUCAGUGGCUACCACUUCUCAUGAGUGUUACAGACAAAAAGCUGAGCAAGAAAGUGGUGGUGAUGAUCUGAUUUCCCAUGAAGAGUUUGAAUCCAUUUUAUCUUUUGAGAACCUGAACAAUGUUGCAUGGGACAAAUCCACUUGUGAUUCUACCACUGUUUCUACUGUAAAGGGUUGUCAUCAAGAUUCUGCAAGUGAAGAAAAGGAGAAUGAUAUUAUUGCAGUAGCAGACAAUAAAGAGAAAUCUGACAAUAAUCCUCCAUUAUCAUUUCUUGAGAACUGGCUCUUGGACGAAGCUGGUACUACUCAAGUGGAAGAAUCCAUGGAACUUUGUCCAAUUUUCUGAUCAACCUCUGAUCCUUCUUUUAUUAUUAUUAUUAUUAUUUGAAUUUUAGGAGCUACAAAUUAAUCAAUAGAGAUAAAAGAAAAAAAAGAAGAGUGUUCUGAUUUUCUAGGAUAUAAUCUUUUAGUUAGCUGGGAUUCUGAGAAGUUGGAAUCUCUUAGCAAAUGUAAUUAAAUUUAGCGUCUCUGAUUGAAAUAAUUAAGCAAAUUAAGCUACAAUUUCCUCUC